Messenger RNA from Neoarius graeffei (lesser salmon catfish), 2729 nucleotides. RefSeq names its product zinc finger protein 513a (gene znf513a). Gene Ontology annotation, molecular function: RNA polymerase II cis-regulatory region sequence-specific DNA binding; DNA-binding transcription factor activity. The coding region runs from base 502 to 1947 and encodes 481 amino acids. Lineage: Eukaryota; Metazoa; Chordata; Actinopteri; Siluriformes; Ariidae. Gene Ontology annotation, biological process: regulation of transcription by RNA polymerase II. The record is from RefSeq and is a predicted model, not a curated record. The transcript has 3 exons.
AGCAUUCUGUCGGAGCGUGCAGUCUGAAAAUGGCAAAUCAGAAAAGAAGCAGUGUGCUGCCAUUAUAAGGGUCAUCAAGACAGCCAUCAUCAUCAAGGACACCAUUACAGGGAGGCAUUUAUACUACAUCAUCAUCAUCAUCAUCAUCAUCUCCUCUCUGUGCCUUUAUCAUCAUCAUCAUCAUCAUCAUCAUCAACCCCUCAUCAUGAUCAGCACAGCCAUUAUAGUCAUCAUCAUUAUCAUUAGGCUGGGUAAUCAUCCACCGAGGGUUUCUUGCAAGCCCAAUAUAAAGGCCGACUCAGGGUUUCACACUCAUUUCCUCCGUGUGUGAGGAGAGAGUGUCAUGACCGAGAGAGAGGGCCAUGUUAUAGGCAGGCAGCGUAUUCUGUGCUUUCAGUAUUUGUUUCUUAUCAGGAAUCUGCAACAUCUUUUAACUCUAAUAUCAGUCUGCCGAGUUUCCAACUGGGGGACGAAGAAAGCUCUUCCUUCAGCCACCUCAGCAUGGAGAGCGACACCCACGACCUCCGCACUGCCGAGAACGAGCGAGAGGGUGCGAGACCAGAGCCUGCAUUCCCUCUCUAUGUCUCCUGCAGGGGCUGCGAUCAGCUCCUUGAUGAGGAUGAGCACUCGUGCCUGCGUUACUCGAAACGAGACGGAACCGGCAUCCACGUCGGAGCACAGGCUGUGCUCAAAGGGGCAGACGGAGAGGGAGCAGGACCUGAGAACUGCCAGCAGAAGCUGAACUCGUGUCCGCUGUGCGGUUUCUCCUCGCGUUACACCAACCACGUAAAGAGGCACAUGAAGACGCACAACGGCGAGAAGCCGUACCGCUGCUCGCUCUGCUCCUACGCCUCCGCACAGCUGGUCAACCUGCAGCGCCAUCUACGCAUCCACACAGGAGAGAAGCCCUACAAGUGCGAGCACUGCACAUUUGCCUGCAGUUCACUGGGCAACCUGAAGAGGCACCAGCGCAUGCACACGGUUGCGAAUCCUGCUCAGAAUGCACAACAGCGAAUGCACACUGCCCUGAAUAUAGGCCAAAAUACACACCAGAGUAUGCAAACCGGUGCAAAUCCUGUGCAGAAUACACAGCGGAUGAUGAGCAGCCUCAACCUUCGAGGUCCUGUCGGAUGCCAGGGCCUAAAAGAGGACCCUCCCCGUGCCUCGAGGGAAGUGCUUCAGUCGUCAGAAAUGAAGGGGAAUUUAAGUGUCGGCAGCGACGGCGGAUAUCUCAAGGCUUUUGCGAGGCUGAAGUCCGAGCAGCAGUCAUGCACCCGAGCACAGCCUGGCGUCCUGCCUCCUCUGCUCUUCCCUUUCACGUGCAGGCUGUGUGGCCUGGUACUGGACGGUGAGGACGGGUCAUCAGCGCAGAUCUGUGCCAAGUGCACUCUGGAAAUGCUGACUAAGGAUGCAGCAGGCAGCACCAGCGAGCGGGGACACCGAGGGGACAGGGUGUACACGUGUGCCGCCUGCCCCUUCCUCACACACUACCCCAACCACCUGGCCCGGCACAUGAAGACGCACAGCGGCGAGAAGCCCUAUAAGUGCCCACAGUGCCCGUACGCCUCAGCCCACUUCGACAACCUGAAGCGGCACCAUCGCGUGCACACGGGCGAAAAGCCCUACAAGUGCCACCUGUGCGACUACGCCUGCGGCAACCUGGCGAACCUAAAGCGGCACCAGCGGGUUCACUCGGGCGCCAAACCUUUCCAGUGCAGCGUGUGUAGCUACAGCUGCAACCAGAGCAUGAACCUAAAGAGGCAUAUGCUGCGUCAUACAGGCGAGAAGCCACACAAGUGCCACGCGUGCACGUACACUACAGGCCACUGGGACAACUACAAGCGGCACCAGAAGAAACACGUAGCAGGAACAGAAGAGUGGGACAAAGUGCCGCUGCCUGCCAACGAAGAAGAGGCAGAGAUGGAUGAGGAGGAGGAGGAGGAGUAACCUAGCAACAUGAACAAUUAUAGUACGACGAGGAGAUUAUUUAAAAUUGAAAUGAAACGUUACAGUACCAGCAUAAGCUUAGUUCUCGUCCCCCUUCCUUCGUGUCACGUUUCUCGAAUAGUCUCAAGCUGCUAAACAGACUUGUGCACAAAAUUGAAACUGUUUUUCAUUACCUUCGCGAAGGGUUGAAUGGGUGACUCGAGAGUGCCCUUGCUUCACCAGUGCCAUAGACAUUUUUGUUACGCUACCUAGACGAAACCCAGUCGUUUCUCCUUCAGUGUAAAUCUUGCACGGAUGUUCGUCGACCCACAGAGCCGUCCGGACUGGCUGUGGUUUCUCGGAGGCCUUUGCUGCUCAAACGGAUUAGUUGUAAACCUACACUCCACCCCUUUACAGUGCCAAAACUGAGUCCUAACCACUGCAGCUUCUAAUGUCAUUUUACGUACUCGCGAUGGUGUUGCUCCUUGUUCGUACGUCUCAACUGUGAACUUUUGUCCGAUGUUAAAUUAGCGCAUAGUAAACAUUUAGAACGUCAUGAUUUACGUAAAGCACUUAUUUUUGUAUGUAGUUUGUUCGUUAAAAGAAUGUCUGGCAUGCAUUUGCCAUCCGUGGCAUUAACUUAAAGAAAAGGGACCAUGAAUUUCAUAUGCAGUUUAUAACCUUCAGGUUGCCAAGAAAUGAUGGAUUCCUUUCGAUGUGUGGUGCUUAAGUGCUCUCUUGUAAUUAUGCAGUCGUUUCAUAAUUGCCUUAAAUAUCUUGGAAUAAAGUACCCUGUGGUGAGA